Molecule: messenger RNA, 1090 nt
Organism: Gadus chalcogrammus (walleye pollock)
Lineage: Eukaryota; Metazoa; Chordata; Actinopteri; Gadiformes; Gadidae
Product: DELTA-thalatoxin-Avl1a-like
Exons: 3
Coding region: 258-884 (208 amino acids)
Biological process (GO): monoatomic cation transport; pore complex assembly; cytolysis in another organism
Cellular component (GO): pore complex
Molecular function (GO): channel activity
Source: RefSeq, a predicted model, not a curated record
GAAGUCAUAAUGCCUUGAAGGGACAGGUGUGAUACUGAAGGGACAAAUUUUGAAGGGAAUUUACCGGAGAGACUUCCAAGAACGUAACAAAGUCGUUCCAAUUCUUCCUUAUCAGUAAAAUGAAGUGGACUUCAAUAAUGCCACCACACCUGUAUUGUAAUAGGCGUUUGGAGACACCACUUGUUGUCAUGCAUGUAGGGGGAUUGGAUUUUGAAAGCCAGGAGGCUAUAUAAUAGGAACACUGUUCAUCUCAAUCCAUGAUCUGGACCAAAGUCACCUCAAGUUUCUUGAUAGAGGAGAGGAAAUUGUGUCACAGUAGUUCGGGAUUCAUCAUGUCAACGAAGCGAGAUGAUAUUCGGGCGGCUGAAAAGAGAGUUCGAGCAGGGACCAAUUCCUAUACUAUUGCUCGCGAGUGUCUCGUUCAGAUCGACAAUGCUACCAAGUUAAUUCACUUUAACAGGCACAGGACUUACCUGUUAAGUGGAUACCGCGCCGUAUCAUUGGAAUCUGAGGUCAAGCCAGGAGCCAAUGAUUCAGCCCUCUUUGUGAAGACACCAUACUCACUAAGAGGCUCUGUUGGCGUCUUAACCUAUGACCUGUCCCUCUACGGUUCACUCACCACUGGGAAAAUGGCCGUCAUGUUUUUUGUGCCGUUUAACUUAAACUUCUAUGAAAACUGGUUUGCUGUGGGAGUUUUCAGCAUCAAAAUAAAAUGUGAUGAUGAGCUUUACCAUGAGAUGUAUUACAACAACAGCAGUUGUUUUGUGAGAGGGAAAGCCAAAGACGGCACUCUUACCUAUCAACAUGAAGAUUUUGUUAUCGAGGCUUCAAUGUCCGACACCUACACCGCAAUCUUAAAUGUGAAAGUUAAGGAAAAAGUGUAGGCAUGGGUCGAGUUGGUGGAGUGCAAAGUAAAAAAUCGGCACUUUGCCAUUAAUCAAUGAAUCAACGAACAAGUUAUAAACGCUUUAUUUUUUGAUGAUUGUGGUCAUUGUGACAGCUAUCAAAUAUGACUCCAUCUGUACGUCUUGAGUCAAUAAAGUCAUUAUAUGUAUCAACAAUAUGUGAUUGUCAUUAUUAUUGUUAGAUG